Messenger RNA from Monoraphidium neglectum, 1365 nucleotides. RefSeq lists its product as hypothetical. The record is from RefSeq and is a predicted model, not a curated record. The transcript has 5 exons. Bases 1 to 1365 code for a protein of 454 amino acids. NCBI's taxonomy places the organism in Eukaryota, Viridiplantae, Chlorophyta, Chlorophyceae, Sphaeropleales, Selenastraceae.
AUGGCUUCGGAGCUGAGCUCUUUCAUAGAACGGGAGCUGAAGAACAAGGGAUACGCCACGUACGAUGACGACCCUGAGGCCGACAACCCUCACCAGUCCCUGAUGGGUGCACUCCGCGUGGAGGCGCGCGUGAAGGAGGCCGAGUCCCAGAAGAAGCUGUUCACGCUGAAGCGAGCCGUGUGCGUCGGCGGCGGCAUCCUGCUCGUGCUAGUCAUGGCGGCGGCGCUCGUGACAGGCAGCCGCCACGCGGCGCGGGCGGGGCGCGCGGCAGAGUGGGGCACGGACACUGCCGAUGAGUACAGCGGGCCCGCGUCGGUCAAGAUCAGCGGCGGCGGCAGCAGCACCACCAGCAGCGGCGGCGGCGACGACGCUGCUCCCGCGCCCGCGCCGGCGCCACCUCAGGUCGAGCCCAAAGCUGCGCCACAAGAGGCGCCCACGGCCGCGCCCACGCCCGCGUUGUCGCCUGCGCCUUCUGCAAAGCCAAAGGAGCAGCAGGCAAGCCCGGCAGCCUCUCCAGACAGCAAGCAGGGCGGCGGCAGCGGCGGCGCAAAGGACGCGGUCCCUGCGGCGGCGGGGGCGGCGGAGAAGCAGGGCGAGCCCGGGGCCAAGGAUGCAGCGGCGGCGGAGCCCGCAGCGGCGGCGGCGGCAGGCAAGGAGGUGACGGCAGGCAAGGACGCAGCGGGGGACGCGGCUGCCGAGGAGGAGGCUGCAGCUGUCAAGAAGGAGGAGGAGGAUGAGAAGGCGCUGCACGAGGCGGAGGACGAACUGGAAGAGGCGGCGGAGGCGGAGGCGGACGCGGACGAUCUGACGGAGGAGCGGGCUGCGGCGGAUGAGGAGGCCAAGAGCAUUGAGAGGAUCGCGGCCCUCAAAAAACAGGUGGCCGCAGACGAGGAGGCCGUCGCGGCUGCAAAGGCCGUCGCCGCCGCGAAGGCCGCCGCCGCCACGGGCGCGAAGGCCGCCGCGGCGGCAGCCUCCCCGGCGCCCAAGGCGGCCGGCGCGGGCGGCAAGGCGGGGGCGCCGGUGACGUCAGCGCAGGACGAGGAGGAGGAGGAGGAGUUUGACCGAGCGUUUACAGUGGGGGACAGCGGCGGCGGCAGCAGUAACAAGACAGGGGACGCCGUAUUUCUAAAGCCGGCGGGCGCGGCGGCGGAGGCGGAGGCGCUCGCGAGGGCCGCCAAAAACGCCGACGCCGCGGCCGCGCCGGCGGCGGGCGGCGGCGGCGGUGCCCUAAGAAAGGCCCCCGAGCCUGCGGCGGCGGCGCCCGCGGCGGCGGCGGGGGCCAAGGCGGGGGCCGGCGGGGACGGCAAGAGGAAGGCGGCGGCGCUGUUGGAUGCGGAGGAUGAGGAGGAUUACGAAGGGCCGUAG